Messenger RNA from Dimorphilus gyrociliatus, 721 nucleotides. The record is from the annotation of a GenBank genome assembly. Lineage: Eukaryota; Metazoa; Annelida; Polychaeta; Dinophilidae.
AAUGGAUAGACAUCAAGAGAGUAUACUAUUUUCUAAGCGAUUACCGGAAAUGAUGGGAAAAUUACAAGAUUUUAAGAUAUUAUUACCAAUCGUAACAAACGAAUUUGGUAAAUUUGUAUACGAUAAUAAAUCUUGGACAGAUACACAAGAAGUGGCAAUUAACAGAUAUCUAGAGACUAAUAACAAUACGACAAAUAAUUCAAAUGAUAUUUGUCUUUACGCUAAACUAUCUGUUAAAAGAAGAAAACCUCUAUGGAUAUUAGUUGAGAAUUGUCAAAAAAAGACAUUUAAUUCUAUCUGCUAUAGACCUUUGAGGGGAGAUUGGUCUCCUUGGAAUAGAUGGACUUUAACUGAUAAAUGCCCAACGAACGUUUGUAGUAGAAAACUUGAAAAGACUAUGAUAAGGACGAGACGAUGUAACGAACCAAGACCAAAAUCGAUUGAGAAACUACCCUUAAAGAGAAAUAUAAAAGAAUUUCAUCUUCAAAGAAAGAGCUUUCGCUGUCUAGGUGAAGAUACUCAAUAUCAUUACGCGGCUGCCGAAAAAUACAGCCUACUCGUAAGGAGAUGGAAAGCGGAUGUAUUUAAAAUUCAAAAUGUUGCUAGAGUAUGCGUUAGCUCACUGUAUUUAGAAACUAAUCAACAAUACUUUGGUGGAAUCCUAACUCCUGAAGAUAAAGAUUCUUUUAUUAUCAACGAUAAGAGAAAUUCUAUAUCUUAA